AACUACAGUCCAGAAAAAUUACAUGCGCACAUUGUCUAGUUACUAUUUCACAGAUGUGUCACAACAAUCAAAAUUUUGUCUUGAAAAUUUAUGGUAAUUAAAUUUUUUAGAUUGCAACGAUAGUAAGCUUGAUCAGUGCACAAGUAUUGCUGUUGACGUUUCUCUCAAUCGUAUGAGAAUGACGUGUUGUAUUCGAUAGCGCGUCAGUAAUUCUGAUGCAAACACAGUGACGUCAUCUAAUCAGCAUCCGGGAUUGCAUCCAUCGAGCAAGACGUCUUGUGUGGAAUCGUCGCGUAGAAUCUACUCAUGGGCAACUCCUUCUCAUCGUCGCCUGCUAGUCCGACCUCCAGAAAUUCGUACGAAACUGGACGGACGAGAUCAUCUCCCUCGGCUAGCAUGGACAUUUCUCACCUCACUGACAAGGAAAGGGCGCAGAUACAGAGCGUGUUCACGCGGCAAAUGAGCUUCGAAAGGAAAGAGCAAGCGAGAAUCGAGGCGCUCAAGAAGGAAAUGAUAGAGUUUGAGCGUUCUGUUCUGGCCGCCAGCAACUCGUCGUCUCCGAGUAUGUCCGACGGUUUGUGUGCUAUUUGUCGGACUGCUCCGCUACUCGACGACGCGUCGGACUUCGCAAUGGGAGGGAGUGGACAGAGGUGUGAUAGCUGUGGACGCGUCUGUUGCCCGAGUUGCGGCGAAGAAAGGAGGUCGAAAACAACUCAAAAUGAGUUGUGGGUCUGCUUUUUGUGCGAGAGACGCUAUCAAUUUAUUAUGAAAUCAGGUUUGUGGUUUGGAUUGAAGGAAUCUUGCCCGACAGUUGCUGAUUUCGGGCUACAACUGCAUGAUAAGCCGGAUAGUAGUGGUGCAGUUGAUUCCGGUAGUCAGAUGAUUACUCUCUCACCUGAGAGAGUACCAUCCAUCAUGUUGACACGACCUAGUGUAAAGGACAAAAAGUCUGGCCCAAGCUUGGCAACACUUAAUGAUUCUGAUGAGGCUGGAAUUACAGCUCCAGCUAGCAGUGAUAGUGAUGAAUGCGGGGGUUUUACUCCUCCACCGCAGUUAGGGUUACAGUCACGUGAUGCCAUGAGCCCAAAGGAUGCACAAAGCUCACAACAGGUAGAUGAGGUCAGCAGGGAUGAAUUUACUGGAAAAAAUUCAGCAAACGGAAAUUUUGAUCUCGUUCGUUCACCUGUGGCACAUAGUCAGUCUUUACCUCAUCGAUCUCCAGGAAAAGUAAAGGAUGAUGAACGAAGUGAGAAGCCUUGGUCUCUGCCAUCGCUUUUGGCACGUAAGAAAAAAGGUGUAAUGCUUUCAGAAAGUGUAAAGACGAACCAGAAUGUCUGCAUUGAAACAAACAGUAGAUUUGACAAAGAGAAUGGUGGGGAUGAGUUAGAUGAUGACAAACCUUUGAGCCCGACAACGUGGGAUCGUGUGAGAAAUCGAGCAAAGACGAAAGCCGAGAAAGACAUUCGUAAAAAAUUAGAAAAUCGUUGGUCUCUCAACGAGUCUAGUUCUGAGGCUUGGAAACAUAGUCAUCCGUAUUCGCCGACUCCAAAAAAUGCAAAACCGUGGACAUCUGCGGCUUCAGCUAUGGCUGCUCGGAGAAAACAGAAGGUUCUUUGUAAGUCUGUGGUGGAGCAAAUGCAACCAGGCGAACGACCAUAUCAGAUACAUUUGGCUGACUUGAAUGUCCCUGUAGAUAAGGGAGUAGAUCUGUCAGAUGAGAAGGUGUCAAAGAUGCUCGAGAGCAGUGACUCUCUCUAUGCUGUGGGAGGUUAUCAAGUUAAUGGAAAGCAAGAACAAGGAGUUAGGGACACUGCCAAAGAGACACCGACAACUGAAGAUGCAAGUAGAUCGAGAGCAUCUAGUGGCGGUAGCUGUGGGGCACAUAGUUGCAUCUCAGAAGAUCCCAAUUAUGCACGCAUUGGCCCAUUAUUAGAUCUUGUCCAUUCUCAGACACCAAUUGCCAAAGAAGCGGAACCUGGCUAUGCAGUAGUCGAUAACAGGGUCAAUAAUCACUUUAUUUCCAGCAGUGUGACUAUGGAACUGGAGAGCCCACUAAAUCACACAAAUGACGAGACAGGUUCUUUGGGUGAGGUGAGCGAUCAUACUUUUAUUAGAGGAGGCAUUGCGGAGAAGCAGAGGGUAUCGACUGGAGACGAUGACCACGACGACGACAAUGUCUCUAUUGGAGAAGUGAAUGAACCUGGAUAUGCUCGAGUGAAGAUUCUGACUUUAGAAGAUGCCGGAGAUGAAACUGAGAUGGUGAUUGUUGUUGACAAUGACAGCGAUCAUGAAACUGUCGGCUACUCACGAGUGGACAAGAAGGAUGACAUUGAGGACGACGUCCCUGAUCCUGGAUACCAACGUAUCGCUGAUGUAAGACGUCAAACAACAGCUUUACUCACACAAGGUGAAGUGGAUGCUCUCUACGCUAAAGUGAAUAGAGCCAGUAAAACGAAGCGAGAGAAUGUAGAUGAUCCAUCAGCUCUUUACAGUAGAGUAAUGAAGGUUAAAGUUCGAGAUUCAUCAGGUUUGUAUAGUAAAAUUAACAGACAGAGAGCUGUGUCGCCUCUGUAUAGUAAAGUACACAAGCUUCAAGCGAAGGAAACAGAAUCGGACAAUGGUGAAGAAGGUGGAUCGAACGAAGUGACCGUUGAUGACGUGACCGCUUUGUAUGCAAGAGUUGUGAAACGGAAGGAUAAGAAAGAGAGUACCAAGACAGAUGAUAGAUCCAAGGAGAGAAAACCACGACGACGUCUACCAAGACUGCCAUCCGAUGAUGAGCACAUUUCUCUGUUAGAGCGAACAAAGCGGCUUGAGAAAAAGUUAUUGCGAUUGAGUCGUGGAUUGGGAGAUGAUGACGACGACGAAACAGAAAGUAAAUUGGAGAAAAGUAGAGCAAGCCCUAAGGAUAUCCCACAAAGCAGCCAAGGACUGGUAAAACAAAGAAUGGCGUUUUUUAGCCAGCAGUCUAAUGCAGCUAGUGACAGUGAUGAUGUUGUUCGAAGAAAACGUGGUCGUGCUCAAAUGAGUGCAAACAGUAGUGCAUCGGUUUCGUCAUCUGUUGAGUCAUAUGCAUCAGACAGUGUAGUGUGUAGUAGAUCGUUUAUGUUCAGUCCAACAAGAUGUAUCUCACCAACUGGUUUGAGUUCGAGGCAAAGUGUGGGCGAGGAAGUGGUGACGUCUCCUGGACCAGCAUAUACCGAAUCGAGGUAUAUGCAGGUACGUGAUGGUCAAACACCUCAAGGGUUACAGGAGCGGUCAAUAGAAAAGACAUCAUCCAUCUCACCACUUUUAUCACCAGAUAUUGAUAUGCAGAGAACAUGGCCACGACCUAAGAAAGACAAAGGGAAACCACCCGUUUCUCCAAAUUUUUGUGAGGAGACUGUUAGGGUAAUGCUUCAUAAGGAAGUAGCCGGCAUAGAUGAUGCUUCGUUUGGGUUGAGUUUUGAAGUGAAACCCAGAGCUCAUCGGUUGCACAUUUCUAGGAUUGCUGUUGGUAGUGUUGCUUCGCAAUGUUCAAAGAUUGGCAUUGGAGAUGAGUUGUUGGCAGUCGAUGGCAAACCUUUCUCUAGUGGUGAAAUUAGUUUACUGAUGGAUUAUAUGAACAAAGUAGAUGACGUCAAGUUGAGGCUGAGAAAGAGGCCACGACAAGGUGUUGCAUUCAAGGAAAAAGUGAAGGAACAACAGCGUCUUCGGCUACAAGACAAGUUUUCAUUAGCUGAAUCAUAUCGUCUAUCUGGGAGCGAAAUGAGCCUUAACAGCAGCUUUGAUUCCAUUGGCGAAGGACAACAUGUUGAAGGGCAAAAUGUAGAACAAUGCAAGAGAUCUAUUGUGGAGUCACAUCCAGACCAUGUCAAAAAAGGAAACAAGCUGCAUUGUAUAGAAAACUGUGGAAAUUUGCUUAGAGCAGAUGAGGCUAAUAGGGGAAUUAGUGGGAGUAGAGAAGAUCUGACGUACUCUAGUGUACAUGGUACUGAUAAUCACUCAUCUGUAGUAUUACGAGACAUGGGAAAGAAGGCGAAAAAGAAAGGUAUCUGGAAGCGAUUUUCUAGUGCUUUGACGAAGAACUAUCGCAGUGGCAGUAUAGAUGAUCUUACUCGACUUUCUGACACGUUUGUUGUCUUGAAAGCACAACGACGAAUUGGUUCGGUGGACAAUGUGGAGCAGGAGGAUCAGCACCCGCAUACUGCUGUGGAUAGGUUGAGUGAAUUGGACCAGUUGGUCACAGCAGAAAGCAGAACGACUGUAUCCAGUGAGAACAGUCACGAAAGCGGCUCAACUGUGCCAAGUGUUACAUCACCUCUACCACGUUCCUGUUCAGGAGACGCGUCGACUGAACCAUCUUUUCCACUUCAACUCGGAGAUUACAAACUUGGACAAGGUCAAGUGCUGGAUCAAAGACAUUCAGGAAAAAUGCUCAUAGCAAUGGGAGAAAUCGAACUGUCUGUUAUGUAUCACGGAAGCAGAAUGACCGUCGAGAUUAUUAAGGCACUCAACCUUCAAGGACAGAACAAACAGAAUGCACAAAUUCCAUAUGUGAAAGUCUAUUUGGUCUCAUCUGUGACACAUCAGAGACUGGCCAAACGUAAAACAAAAAAAGCAGCCACUCGUCCAGUCGACCCUGCUUUCUACGAGCAACUGUAUUUCUCAGAGUCAGACUUUCGCAAUAAACAUUUACAGGUGAUGGUGUGGCGGCAGGAAGGUUCGGGAGUGUUUGCAAAGAAUCGGUGCAUUGGUACUGCGAUUUUGUCAUUGGAUGAAUUGGAUCUGUCAUCCAAGGUUCAAGAUAUGUACAGCUUGUUUGCUUUGCCGCAUCAAAAGUCUGACAUAGUUGCGGUGUCUCCCACCAAUAGAACCUUGUAGUCUGAUUAGUAGUUGUAGUUGAUUGUACUGCAGUUACAUUCAUGUCGAAUAGUAGCAUAUAAUUAAUGUACGGAUAAUUUGUAGAGAGGGAUGGUGUUUGCAUUGUUGAUAUUAUUAGUAUCAUCGAAGGUAUCGUAGUGACUUGAUAUUUUGCAGCAUCUGUAUGUUAAUUGUCGACUUGAAUAGAGUUGUAGGUUGUUCGUUUUUGUGGACUGUGAA
Molecule: messenger RNA, 5082 nt
Organism: Corticium candelabrum
Lineage: Eukaryota; Metazoa; Porifera; Homoscleromorpha; Homosclerophorida; Plakinidae
Exons: 13
Coding region: 307-4863 (1518 amino acids)
Biological process (GO): regulation of synaptic plasticity; positive regulation of synaptic transmission; calcium ion-regulated exocytosis of neurotransmitter
Cellular component (GO): cytoskeleton of presynaptic active zone; presynaptic membrane
Molecular function (GO): small GTPase binding; transmembrane transporter binding
Source: RefSeq, a predicted model, not a curated record